AUAUUGUUGUCGUAUCGCCAAUCCUGUUAAGCGAAAAUCCAUCCGAUACUCAAUCUACGCCACGUAGAACGCACAAGGAUAUACAACACGCGUUCUUUGCUAAAAAAUAAAAAUUCUGAAAAAAAUCUUGUCGCCUUGGCAAAUAGUAGGGCGUUUCACAGGUUGCUGGACGGAUAGAUGCCUCGAAGGACAUAUCCAGACAUCAUGAAUGCGGCACCAAAAUGAAGGCCGUAGCUUCAGUGAUUCGGAAAAACGAAGAGAACUGGGUCAUAUGAGGCUUCAAGCACGAUUAUAUACGGCAGGCUGGCGGCUUGGCUCACGACGAUGCCACCUCUCAAACGGCUGGCAAGCGCCGCUAAUGCUGCGACCAGCAUCAUACUCAGCACCUACGAUGAUUACAUAGCGAAGCGUGACUCUACACAGGCUGUUGAGACGACCGAUACGCAUACUCUAGCCGUCAUGUGUGUUUCCCUAUCGUUUGCCAUCGUCAGCGUGCUAUCUGCUCAAUUUGCCUUCUACUGGUUUGUUCGGAUGAGGAGAGGCUUCCGUCAAGACAUGAUCAUGCUGUUGAUACAGAGCGACAUGGCCAAGGCUCUAUGGCUUAUCAUCAGCCCCUUAUUCUACUUCAUCACCAACCAACCCCUGAGUUCCCACUGGGCAUUUUGCCAGGUCUCUGGCUUUUUCCUCUCUGUUUCCAUCGAAGCCUCCGAUAUAGCCGUCCUGUUGAUAGCUAUUCAUACGACCCUAUUCAUUAUCCAAGGCCAGCAUACUGGCGCCAACUUCGGUCUUCAACCAUACCGUCGCGUUGCCUACACACUUUGGGCUACCGUACCCAUCAUCCUAGCCGCCAUUGUUCCAAUAACCGGAGCCAGCUUUGUCGACAACGGACCCUACUGUUACUUACCAGUAGAACCUAGCUGGUAUAGUGAUACACUUGCCUGGGGUCCCCGCUACUUCAUCUUUGGCUUCAUCAUUUUCACGUACACGGGACUGUAUUUAUAUGUUUACAUCAGCUUUCGACGCUUCGGAAAGGAUCAGAGAAGUGCCAGUACUAUGAGCUCAGUAUCCACUGGAUCACCUAAUCAUCGACAUUCAAAACACAGAUGGAGGAGUCGCAGUGUGCCUGCGACACCGCCUUUGACAACCCAUGGCCUGAUCGACUCUGCACACAACAGUAUGUCCAGGCACAGCCCACCAAGGUUUCGGCAGUACUCGGACGCGUCAACUGUGAGCACGUUAAAGAUUGGCGAGGGAAACUACCUGCUCAACGUGCCUAAAAAGGUGGAGCGCCGGAAUUCUAUUACUUGGAAUUUGGUCGACUUUGGACGUGACAAGCCUAUAACCACAACGAGCAUCUCACCACCUGUUGAUAUCACCCCUCACAGUCCCACGAUAGAGCUCUUCAGAUCAAGCUCUGAUGAAAUUACUGAUGAUAGCAAUGCCGUGAUUGACACACCUAUAGCCCCUAUUCCCACCCCGGAGCCAGCACAUAUUACCGGCGAUAAUGACGUUGAGUCGUUAUCACACAUCCAGCCUAGCAUACAGCGGAACAGGUGGCAACAACGGAUUCAUGCACGUCACUCGGACAUAGGUCCGAGGAAUUCGCUCGCGAAUAUUAUAACAGCACUACGGCAAGGGCCUCAUUGGCCCACUACGACAUCAUCGGCGCAUCUGGACGACGCGGAAGCGGGCGUCGCCUACAAAGAGGAAGAGGCGGAGGAACCCACCACGACCGGCUCGUCAUCCGUCCACUUACCGACGGAAGAAUCCGAAGAAGCAAUGCGGCGUUCCCGGGGCCGAAUGCAGCGGCAGCUGCGGCUGCUCUUCGUGUACCCGGCGAUCUACCUGCUGACGUGGAUCGCGCCGUUCGUGGCGCACGCAUACCAGUACGACGACAGGUACAGCAAAGCAGCCUACUUCGCCACGGCGGCACUGAACAACGACCCCCUAGCAACAGCAACAGCAACAGCGACGAGUCCCUCGAUAACCGUUCUCGCCGCCCAUCGUAUCCUAACAACAGCAGCGACGCCAUCACCGUCGCUCCUCCCCUACGAGCCCCUCGCCCUCCGCAUCGUCAGCAUGGCGACACUGUGCAUCGGCGCGGCCGUCGACUGCGCCUUCUUCAGCGCCUGGGAGCGGCCCUGGAAACACCUGCGCGGCGGCUUCUGGGAGAACCUGGCGAAGCGCCUGCGCAUCCAGCGUCUAUGCGGCGGGAGGAACGCCGGCGGUGGCUUCGCGGGGCGGAACCGCGACGAGCGCGUCGUGGACGAGAGAGUGGCGCGCACGAGACGGGAUAGGGAGAUGGGGCUCGAGCUUAGGUCGAAUAUCGCUUCUGCUGCCGGCGGUCGGAUUAGUAGUAGUACUGCUGGGGAGCGAAGUGAAGGCGGGGUCGUGGGUGAUGUGGCGAGAGGUGAAGGAAGCGCGGGUAGGAGGAGGGAGUGGUGGGAUGUCUUGGACGAGGCGGCUUCAUGACCUGUGCCUGUUUACCUUGUCUGCCUAACCUGCGUCUUCAUCUCGACGGCCCUGUCUAAUGAUCCGCUAUAUUGCAAUACACUUAGAACGACGAGGAAAAAUCGGGACUUGGUGUCAUUGCUUUGUAGGUUUGUUGAUGGGGCUGUGGCUGCUCUCUAUCAAACUAAUAUCCUUCGACCUUUUCUUGUUUCUUCUCUCGUUAGAUGAUACCCCGGGUUAUAAGACCCUCUGCAUACAUGUAAUUUGUCCAGUUGUUAUUACUCCUUCAUGGAUGGUAUGUUACGUCGAUCACUAUUGGGGCUGAGGCGUUGCGCAGUGGUGUGUAUAUUAAUUAGAUUGGAUAAGAAGGAUUGAGCCCAACUUACAGAUACAUGCUUCGUUCGAUUAGAUUGCAUCGGGAGUAAGGUAUUCAUUCUCACAUGGAUUUUCUGUAUUCGUUAUCACAGUAUGACGAGAUAAGUUUUGACGGCCAUGGCAGGCCUGAUUUGAUAGUUGCACCGCUGGAUAUAGUCAUGUGGUGUGGUUGAGUCACAGAAAGCUGCAUUCUUCACUUGAUGAGUGACAAACUUUGAUUACAUGCAUAUAUUCUUUAUUCAUAUGCACUGGCUUAAUCAUAUGAAAA
Messenger RNA from Xylaria bambusicola, 3094 nucleotides. RefSeq names its product G protein-coupled glucose receptor regulating Gpa2-domain-containing protein. Gene Ontology annotation, biological process: adenylate cyclase-activating G protein-coupled receptor signaling pathway. Bases 325 to 2472 code for a protein of 715 amino acids. Gene Ontology annotation, molecular function: G protein-coupled receptor activity. Lineage: Eukaryota; Fungi; Ascomycota; Sordariomycetes; Xylariales; Xylariaceae. Gene Ontology annotation, cellular component: plasma membrane. The record is from RefSeq and is a predicted model, not a curated record. The transcript is spliced from 3 exons.